CCGUGACUACCUUGCCAUUCACAUUCCCUCGACGUUACUCUGGGACGGCUGAUAUGUCUCACCUGUUAGGGACAUCGGUGAAAAUGCUAUGCCUUUGCUGGAAUGCAAGAUUGCGCAUGACGUCGGAUACGAGCUGAGUCGUCCAGAGGUUACUGAGUAUCCCGCCUCCGAGGUACUGUAUUCUGGCUGAUGUAUUAACAACCUGGGAGUCGAGGAGUACGCAAGGACCCUUCGCAGCCUUGCCAUCAGAUAUCCUCGAGCAGCUUCUGCAUUGAGCAGUCGUCCCGGUCUAUCCUCGUGGUCUCGCUUUUCGAUCAGCCUGGCUUGAUGAGAUGCAGACUUUGCAGGACCACCCGACUGUCUAUGCAGAUGGUUGCUCUUACCACCCCUUUGGCCUCUGACAACCUCUAAGCGCCUGCUAUUCGAUGAAGCGCCGAAUCGUGUUGUAGCCGCUCCAGGCUUCAUCAAACGAGCACGGUUACCUAAUCCGAGUGAUUGACCGUUUACCACUUGCGUCAAGCAGACCAAAAAGCUUGAACGAGACAAGAUUGUCUCGGCGCGAUCGUGUUGAACUACUAUACUUACGACCAUGGUUGCCUGGUGAGAGAGUGUAAGAAGAUGGCUGACUACAAAUGUGUCAAUUACAGUCUCACUAGGCGCUAUGCCGGAGCAGUGUCUGGGGAGAGCUUCUGAGAAGAUUGCCUCACUUACUGUUUGCUGACAGUGUGGUGGCAGCAUCGAUUUCUGCUGAAGACACGACACUAACAUCAAAUGUCCUUGACAGUUCGUUGGCCCUCAACUUUUGUAAGGUGAACACGGCCAUUGGAGCUCAUAGAGGUCAAAUACCUUGUUGUUACAUCCAACACAUCCAACCAACUCGAUUGCUUUGGGCGCGGUUAUCUUUGCGAUGCGUCUGAACUCCCCUCAUCGUUCCUUUCCAACUACGGAUACCGGCUGAAAUCUCCGCGCCUGUACCACGAACCAUACUCCUGCUAAAGAGGUGGACAGCGUGACAGCCUCGUAUCUGGGCCGCCUGAUCUGCAGAUCGGCGCAACCCCUCAAUGUCCAAGACACACCAGCCCUCGAACUUGCCAUCAUCACUGGACUUUUGACGAACAGGCAUCCAAUGAUAUAUCGUCAUAUUGGACUUCUCAAGAACUUCCAUCCAGUAUCAUCGAUCUUGGGGCAUCGCAUUUCAUCAUCGAAGAUUUGACCACUACUGAAUACGGACGGCAGACAAAGGGCUCUCCGCAUGCCAAGACAUACCACCCGCGAGCAUCGAAGUGUCGAUCACAGUGCAGGACUGGCCAACCUAUCUGUUCACGCGACGAGAAGCCUAACCAUACCGCACGUGGCAGAUCAAUGUGUGUCCCCUAUAAGAUGACGAAAGCUGCAGUCCUUCGUCUGAAACCAGACACACAGUUCAUAUUCAGCAGUUUGGUGAACACAAUCAACAAGCAAAAUGACUGAACCUCUUUACCAGAUACGAACACAUCCAGGUCGCGCUCAUAGUGCCGCUGGUCCUCGCCGCAAGGGAGAGGAGUUUCCCAAUGAAGAUGACAAGCAAGAAUUGAUGGAAGGUGAUGCUUACGAUAUCCUCGGCUACAGCUAUCCAACAUGGAAGAAGUGGAUGAUCUUAGGUGUUAUGUUCUACAUUCAGAUCUCCAUCAACCUGAAUGCCAGUCUCUACGCCAACGGCGUGAAGGAGAUCUCUAAGAAGUUUGGCAUUAGCGAACAGGCAGCACGAGUUCCGCAGCUAACGUUCCUGUGCGCCUACGCGUUUGGAUGCGAACUAUGGGCGCCGUGGUCUGAAGAGCUCGGCCGCUGGCCCACACAGCAAUUGAGUUUGUUCCUGGUGAAUAUCUGGCAGAUCCCAUGUGCUCUGGCACCAAACUUUGGAACCUGUGAGUCCGAGAGCUGCAGGUCAGCCCUGAAGUUGUACUGAUAUCCACGUGUCAGUGGUCAUUUGUCGCCUCCUAGGCGGACUAUCUACAGCGGGUGGAAGUGUCACGUUAGGAGUUCUCGCAGAUAUGUGGGAGCCAGACGAUCAGGAGUACGCCAUCGCUUGGCUCGUGCUGUCUUCAGUGGGCGGCUCAGUCGUGGGGGCGGUAGUCGGAGGUUUCGUCGAGCAAUACCUCUCCCUCCCUUGGAUAUUCUGGAUCCAACUCAUCGCAGGUGGCGCCGCGCAACUCAUCCACUUUCUACUAGUCCCCGAGACCAGGGCCACCAUCCUUCUCGACCGCGAAGCGAAGCGGCGACGUAGGGAAGGCGGUCCUCCCAACAUCUACGGCCCAAUCGAGAUGCACGGCUUCCAACUUGGAUUCAAGUAUAUUAUGACCGUCUGGAGUCGGCCCUUCUACAUGCUAUUUACUGAACCAAUCGUGGCGUGGCUCUCGGCGGUCAGUGGGUUCAGCGACGCGCUGAUCUUCACGUUCCUUCAAGGGUUCCAGCCUAUAUAUAAGCAGUAUGGCUUCAGUUCUAUGCAGCUUGGAUUGGCUUUCGUGCCGCUGCUUGUUGGGUACUUCUUAGCGUACCUGUCCUUCUUGCCGUCGAUUCACGUCUUCCGCCAGCGAAGGCGGAAGCAUGGCUCGGACAGUGUUCAGCCUGAAGCGAGGCUAUGGUGGCUUCUCUAUGUCAUACCGUGCCUACCAAUAGGCCUUUUCGGCUUCGCCUGGACGAGCCUGGGCCCUCCCAAAGUGCCCUGGAUCGCGCCGAUGAUAUUCACGGCGAUCGUGGGUAUUGGAAAUUACUCGAUCUAUCAAUCGUCUAUUGACUACACUGUCGCUGCCUACGGACCAUACGCGGCAUCUGCUACCGGCGGCAACGACUUUGCCCGAGACUUCCUCUCAGGCAUCGCAGCUUUGUAUUCAACUCCAAGUACGUUGAUUCAUCCAUCCUACAACCGUUUUGAUGCCUCCAUCUCAUUCCCACUACUCCAGCUGCUUCUGCAGUUUGUCCGGUCUCCCGUCCUCAUCACCGUUGCAUAACGUUGCACGCCCCCGACUGCAGAUCUUCACUGACAAUCUACUUGCUAGUGUACUCCAACAUCGGCAAGAAAUACCCCGAAGAAUGGGCUUCCACGAUCCUCGCCAUCGUCGCCAUUUUCGUGACCAGCCCGGUCUACUACUUCUACCGAAAGGGCCCUCAGAUUCGAAUGCACAGCAAAUUCGCGCAGCAAGUCGCCAAGGACCGGGAGAAGCAACUCCAGCGUAGGAAGUCCAAGCCUGCUGAACAACAGGUCGAACAGGCCGAGAAGCCCAGAGGUCCUGCUGAGGUCGAGGAAGGCGGGAUUGAGUACUACAGAGAAACAGGGCGACUCUGAAGUGACAUGAACCUUGCUGCGCAACCUCCUCGGGCAUUCUCGCGACCUAAUUAUCAAUUUGGAUGGUCGGUCGAUUUCAAUCAUGUUUGAGCACUCGCACUGAUGACCUUGAUCUGUUGGCACUCCAUGGAGUAGAAUAUCACCUCUACCGGCGCUUCUUGAUGCUUGUGGACGACCUAUGUACUAUUAACCACUACUUUCUUUCCACCCUUGAUAAUUGAUGUUCAACCCGCUGAGUCUGCUAAGUAAUCUUACAUCUUGAUGCUCGUGCUCUCAAGGCUUG
Molecule: messenger RNA, 3605 nt
Organism: Exophiala xenobiotica
Lineage: Eukaryota; Fungi; Ascomycota; Eurotiomycetes; Chaetothyriales; Herpotrichiellaceae
Exons: 4
Coding region: 2031-2987 (318 amino acids)
Biological process (GO): transmembrane transport
Molecular function (GO): transmembrane transporter activity
Source: RefSeq, a predicted model, not a curated record